CACCUCUGCUUAUUUCCUUUCACUUGAUUUUUUUUCCUUGUCACUUGCUCCACACAUUUGUUCUUGUCAGCCAUCCGAAAGAUGGAAAACUCUCUGCUGAUGACUCUUACGGCGCUCCUGCUCCUUGGAGUUCAAGGAAUCUCAGCUCAGACCCAGACCAACAAUCUUACAAAUGUCUCCUCAACCCCACAAUCUAUUAAUGUUACGACAUCCAAAGCCCCACAGACCACAUGUUCGAAAAUCACCCAAAAUAUUACUACGUCUGUUCUGUACUGGCUGAAAGUAAAAUGGAUAAAAAGGAGUCCAUGUGAAGGUCAGCUGUUUCUGAAUACUCAUGAGGUUGAAAGGCCUUUGUGCUUUAACAGUACAAUAUUACACAGCUGGAGGAAUGAAGUGUGUAAUGACAGAAGAUGUGGAGACUUCAAGGACCAAAAGCACAUUUCUAACAAAACUGAAUAUAUUAUGCUCAGAAGCAAUAUGACGAUCAUUGUUACUACUGAGUGCGAGGGCCUGCACAUCAUGUGCCAAGAUUCUCCAGAAAAAGAGUUGGCUGCUUAUAAAGCAGUAACCGGCCUAUUAAUUUUCUUUAUCUUGAGUGUCAUUCUGCUUCAGUUCAGUCGGCCCAUGUACAAAGCCAUCCGCAAAAGAUUUUCACAAAAACGUCAGAAUCGCUGGAUCGGCCCGACUGAGAGUGUGUGCUAUCACAGAGGUCAAGGUCCUGCAAACAAAAACACAGAGAAGAGACAGUCCUUUCCUGGUUUGGAGAGGCUGACGGUAAACCAGAGCCGAGAGCCCUCAUCCAACAGAAACAGUGACUAUGACUCAUGCAGCUGAAGACCUGUGCUCACAAAAGACUUACUGACCCUAAGCACAAGUCUCCCGUCAUCAACAAUCACCACAUUGGUUUACAUUGCACUCCUUCGGUUGUCUGGCAAGUCAAGGAAGGUGUAUAUAUCUUUGAAAAGUCCAGCUGAGAAAUCCAUUUAGUAUAAAAUGUAUAAAAAAUAUAUAAUAAUGAUUGUCUCAACAUAACAACCACUUAACAUGCUUAUAUAUAUAUAUAUAUAUAUAUAUAGUGAUUACUUGAUUUUGCUAUGAUUGUUUUUUGAUAUUGUUUUUAAAUAGCAACAAAAUAGGAUUUUGCUUAUGUCCUGAAAGAUGUUGACUUUUUUUUCUUAUUUAUUUAUGAAAGUGAUUGAUUUUUGAA
Molecule: messenger RNA, 1207 nt
Organism: Carassius carassius (crucian carp)
Lineage: Eukaryota; Metazoa; Chordata; Actinopteri; Cypriniformes; Cyprinidae
Product: T-cell surface glycoprotein CD5-like
Exons: 7
Coding region: 82-834 (250 amino acids)
Biological process (GO): T cell costimulation
Cellular component (GO): plasma membrane
Source: RefSeq, a predicted model, not a curated record